UCGAAUGUAAGGAGGGCGAACUCAUCAAGUUGAUACGCGCAAACUACGGCCGCUUCUCCAUCACGAUAUGCAACGAUCAUGGCAACACCGAGUGGAGCGUCAAUUGCAUGUCUCCGCAAACGCUGCGCGUCCUACGUGGCAGGUACGUGUCUGCGAUGUGCAUGAGCUCUUUGAUGUGUGCUGCCAACAGGUUACUAACAAUCACGUGGGGAAUCAACUAGUCCACUCGAAACGAGUGCAUUUACAAAAAGUUGUUGCGUUGCUUUUGUUUGGAAUAGUUAAAUCAUGGGGUUCAUAUUCAUAGAAGCGAAAAAAGCUUUUUGGGCAUUAAAUUACAUGUUUUACGAAAAAAGAAAAAUAAUAGGUUUAGCAUGAAAAGUUUCCAGACCAGCUGGUUUGUUUCGAAAUAUAUUGGGACAAAAAAAGCAUGUUGUGCACUAAACAUCGAAAUUCUCAACUUCCGAUUUUAUAUGAAUUUCAUUUGUGUUUCAAACAUUUACACACAUUCGGAAUUAAAAUGUUGUAAUGAAUUUUAACGAUUUUUUUUGGGGGGCGAAAAAUUCAUUUAAAACGGUUUAGUGCAAACAUGUCGAAUUUAUUAGACUAAAAAGUUGAUAUAUUAAAAUGUAACUGGUUCGAACAGGGAAAUUCAUUUAUCGACUCGCACGAAAUUUCAUAUAUUUCUCUAGCUGUAUAGGAAUACGAAAUAUUAAUUUUUGAAAUGGUCGAAUCAUAAAUGAAUUCAUAUGAUAAUUUUCAUGUUCGUCAUGUGCUAUUUAUUAUUUCGUGUUUCUGCCAAUAUUGUAUGUUACGUCAGGCGUCAUCCAUUCUAAACCAAACAAAUCAUCAAUUCAUUAAAGUAAUUGUCUCUUCGCUCGCCUGCUCUCUGUGUGUGCCCGUCGAUGAUCGCCGCCUCAUUGUGACAUGUUGUCAUUGUGUGUGUUUAUAACAAAAAAAAAUUAACCAAAAGCAUGCUGUGUGGGCUUACCCGCGGCCAUAUUGGUCACAACACCGGCGAGUUUGUACUUCUUUCAGAUGUGAGGCGCGCUCAAACUGCACGGUCGACGUCAACAAUGAGGUGUUCGAUAAUGAUCCAUGCUCAAACACCGUUAAAUACGUCGAGGCACAUUACAGAUGCGGUGUGCCGAACAUCAGAACUGCAGCGUGCCGGCGAGCACGGCCAUGUUCGGUGACCAUUGUACGGGCACUCUGAAGUACCUCGAGGCCCACUAUCAAUGCCUACCUGCCAAAUUUAUAGCCGCCACGACAACGACGACAAACCGGCCGACGCCGCCGUGGCUAAUCACAUCGCAGCCACCGAUGUGGAGCACGGUGAAGACGUCAGCGCGGCCCCCGCCGCCUCCGCCAAAAGUUACAGGUACGGCGGCACCUGCACGCACAACUGCCGCGACAACGGCGUCGUUGCAUAAUGCGCACACGCAUCCUUCGACGUCGAUUAAACCGGCUCCUGUGCAUCCACCGCCUGCCACAUCCGCGGAAGAUGAUGAUAUAGUCGAGCCGUCUCUUAGUGAAGAUACUCCGGUCAAGCCGCACAAUGACGCUACUACACUGCCAUUUACUACGUCACAGCCACGGAAGUAUACAGAUUCCUCUGCUUCCGCGGUGAAUGCAAACGUGCCAUCAUCGAGUUUAGUUCCGUUGUCCAAUGAUGACUCAGACAACUGCCGUCCGAUUACAAUGCGGAGCAUUUAUUGGAAUUGGACGCGUGCGUCGGAAGAGAUCCGGAUACAGCCUUGUCCGGGAGGUACUACCGGUUUUGCAAAAUGGCGUUGCACCAAGGUGCCUGGCUCCGAUCCUCAGUGGACACCAUCGACGCCAGAUUUAAGCGAGUGUCGCUCUGUCUGGCUUACUAGUUUAGAACAACGUGUAAAUUUAGGCAAAGAUCCAUUGAUUUCAAUUACUAGCGACUUGGCUCAAGUCACCAGCAGUAAAACACUGACAUUGUAUGGUGGUGACAUGAUGAUUACUGCGAAAAUCAUCCAGAAAAUGGCACAAAAGAUGGCGAUGGAUAUCCAGACCUUCCCCGACACGCGGCAGCGAGAAACAAUCGUCACCGAAAUGCUCAACGAUGUUGUCAAGACAGGGAGUAAUCUAUUGGACUCUUCGCAGCAUCCUUCAUGGCGAGAUCUUAGUCACAAGGAACAAAUGCGUGUGGCUACUUCUUUGCUGAUAGGCCUGGAAGAGAACGCUUUUCUGCUGGCUGAAACUGUCACGCGGGAGAAGACCGUCGAUCAGGUCGUCAAAAACAUAAUGCUGUCCGUGCGGGUGCUCGACACGAAGUCAGUGACGACGGAACGCUUCCCCUCCGGCGAUAAUAAAUGGUCGUCGAGCAACGACACAAUCGAGCUGCCGCAGGGCGCGCUUCUCGAGAACAGCGACGGGCGAUUAGUGCGGCUGGUGUUUUUCGCUUUCGACCGCCUCGAGGAGAUCCUCCAGUGGCAUCCCGAGUCGACGGAGGCGGGCGCCGGCCGCAAUCUGACGCGGGUGCUCAACAGUAAGGUGAUCUCCGCCAGCCUCGGCAAGGGGCGGCACAUCCAGCUCAAGGAGCCGGUGCGGCUCACGCUGCGACAUUUGCAAACGGACAACGUGACGAAUCCCAGCUGCGUGUUCUGGGACUACACGACGUCGGCUUGGUCCGAGGAGGGUUGUCAUGUCGAGUCGACGAACCAUACACACACGACGUGCUUGUGCAAUCACUUGACGAACUUUGCCAUUCUUAUGGACGUGCGAGCUGUUUAUUUACCACCUGGUCAUCAACUAGCGCUACAGAUCAUCACCUACGUGGGUUGUAGUAUUUCUAUAGUAUGUUUAGUGCUCGCAAUCAUUACGUUCCAAAUGUUUCGCGGCCUGAAGUGUGAUAGAACGACGAUCCACUGCAAUUUAUGCGUGUGUCUCCUGAUAGCGGAAGUGUUGUUCCUCGCCGGCAUUGGAAGGACAGAGAACCAAAUCGCGUGUGGUGUGAUUGCCGCCGUGUUGCAAUAUAUCUUUCUCUGUGCGUUUAUGUGGAUGUUCUUUGAAGGUUUUCAUCUAUACGUAAUGCUCAUCGAGGUAUUCGAAACGGAAAAGUCUCGUAUCAAAUGGUACUACCUCAUUGCGUACGGCCUUCCGAUGCUUAUUGUAGGCAUUUCGGGGACGCUAUUUCCACAGGGCUACGGCAGCGACCGCUAUUGUUGGCUACGAUCGGAUAACUACAUUAUUUACACGUUUAUUGGACCAGUUUCCAUCGUGUUAGUGUUGAAUGUCAUCUUCCUAAUGAUGGCCAUCGUGAAAAUGUGUCGACACGCGAAUCCGACCGUAGCAAUGAAGAACAAAGAACACUCACGACUUGCGAGCACCAGUGGAAAAGAGGAAAAUGCACUUCAAAGCAAAUUUCCAUUUCACUUGACUUGGUUGAAAGGAGCAAUAAUCCUCAUAUUCCUGCUGGGGCUGACGUGGACUUUCGGAUUCCUCUAUUUGAAUAAGGAGACGGUCGUGAUGGCCUAUAUUUUCGCCAUUUUGAACUCGCUGCAAGGAUUCUUCAUUUUCGUGUUCCAUUGCGUUCAAAACGAAAAGGUGCGGAAGGAGUAUCCACGUUUCAUCCGGAAGCACUCGUGGCUGCCGAAAUGUUUGCGCUGCUCUAAGCCGAACGCGGCGGGCGGCAGUAGCAGCGGCGGUGGCGGCAGCUCGGGCGUUGGCAAGGAGGGCCGCACUAGUCUCUACCCCGGCUCGAACGGCAAUCCUUCGGCGCCGCCGGAUAGCUCUGUGCUCUCGCAGCACGGCACUAGUCUGCAGCGGGACUGGAAAGCGCAGAGUUUGACCAACAUGAAUCGGGUAGGCAAAGUAUCACCGCCCGCUACCACAAUGGCUGCCACUCUAAGCAGGCAGCCACAGCGGGCGGGCGACGCCGCUGUAGAGCCCCCCAACACCUCUACUCUACCUUACAUUCGUAACUUCUAUAAGCAAUCCGCUGUCAAUGCUAACCUACCCAAGUCUGCUUCUACUUGGGGGCCUCUACACAAGCCCUUACACUGGAAGAACAUUUCUUUUAAGUCGUACAGCCGUGACUCCGGCCAUGGUGGGUCUGAGCAAGAGGACUCACCUCGAUCUCACGUGGUACUGCCCGAUGGACGACUUAACAACUUCAAAGACAAUCGCCGACAGCCGUACGUCUCCGAGUACAACCACCAUAUGAUAACAGGUGGUAUUCCGCAAGGGGCGGCUGAAUACGCCCGUCGCACCGACUCGUUGCCCCACCCUAAGCAUCUUCCGCUGGCUCAACACCCCUACCGAAAGAAGAAUGGCGGCACGUUGCGUGCCAACGCGCCCUGGAACCACACCUACACAGAGAUCCACGACGCUCGCAUGCAACGAGCCGGGGGCGGUUUUGGCAUGCCGGAGGACGACCCUGUCUACGAGGAGAUCGAACGGAAUGAAAUUCAGGUGUCCGAUAUGAGCGACGAGGAUGGAAAGCGACAGAGUGAUAUGUCACGACAGUCAUCGCGGUCGUAUGGGGACCAUCGCCCUCUCAUCCCAUACAGCCCCGCAACGGAGCACAGCGUGCAUGCGCUUGAUCCUCACGCGAUGGACAUCUACCAAAGCCGCCGUAUGUAUCGCGGCGAUGCGCGCUCGCUGGCGGCUGUCCUCAACGGCGAUACCGUCGUAUGUCACCUGCAACCACAGGACGCCUACCAGCACCCACAUCCGCACGACCCGUACGCAUCCGGGCAGUUCGUCCUGCCGCCGUACGGCGAUAGUUAGAGAAACCCGCCUAUUGCAUAAGUGUAUAUCUGUGAUUCCUUGAUCAGACUUUUCGGUCAUUAUGUAAUUAAUAUUAUAAGUAAGCUCAGAACGUGUGAACGAGUUGAUACUGAUGAAAAGUGAUACAUUUUAUAAUGAACUAUUUUACUAAUUAAUUUAUAAACAAACGCGAUUUCGCUCGGACGGGGCGAGUAAGAAUGCGAGGGAAAAUUGUGAAUACGAAUACGUUGAUGUGAGUUAUUCGAGUCAUUCCGUAAAUACGUUGUAUAUUUUGAGUUUUCGAUUUUGCGAUGUUAGCACACAACGAUUCAAAACGAUUGUAAAUUUUGAUCUCAAGCCAUCAACGUUGAAACUGCCGUCAUUGGUAUUUACCAUGAUUUGAAUUACUUGCAACAUUACGUAUUUAUCGAGAGAAAUUUAGAUGAACAACACACAUCUACUUAAAAAUUGUAAACAAUAAUUAAUUAUUGUGCAAAGAGUAUGAAUGUUGUUACUGUUUCCCAUGAAGUCACGCAGUUAUUAUUCAGUCAGACAUUAAAACGCAAUUAAUUACGCAUUCAAAUGGGUUAACAUCUACAAAUUAGUGCUUCUUGAUGAUAGCUUGCACCGUCAUUGUAAAUACAGAUUAAAAACUAAAUAAGGCAUUAUUUGGUUUUAUUAAGCAAUUAAAACUGCGAUGCUAUACUGGCGCAUAUUCAUGAUUGUUUAUAUCCCUGGCAUUUAGCAACCGAAAGCGGGAGCCAGUGGCGAAGACUUGUGUAAUGUUUUUUUUUUACUUCUUAAACGUUUAUUCUAUAUGUAUUUAUUCGCUUAAUUUUAUCCCAUGACUGCUGUCUUCGUCGUUGGUUCGUCUAAAAUAUUGUAAAUGAGAGCGUGUCAAGAUGAUAAGGAUGUAUCAAGAAUAUUAGUUAUUAUAAUGUUGAGUAAUAUUAUGUUUAUUGUAAAUAAUGUAUAGUGCUUUGUACAUGUUGACAUUAGUCAGAAGGAAAAAAAAGAUUGUUAAUACUGCUAUGCCUUAGACAUAGCUGACAACAAUACACCAUUAUAAAAAUGUAUUAAAUUUUAAAAUUAAACUUCAAAGUCUGACCAAUAAAUUGAAUUCCUUUUUUCGAGACGA
Messenger RNA from Dalotia coriaria, 5875 nucleotides. RefSeq names its product latrophilin Cirl. The transcript is spliced from 13 exons. The record is from RefSeq and is a predicted model, not a curated record. NCBI's taxonomy places the organism in Eukaryota, Metazoa, Arthropoda, Insecta, Coleoptera, Staphylinidae. Gene Ontology annotation, biological process: negative regulation of angiogenesis; adenylate cyclase-activating G protein-coupled receptor signaling pathway; cell surface receptor signaling pathway. Gene Ontology annotation, cellular component: plasma membrane. The coding region runs from base 1135 to 4758 and encodes 1207 amino acids. Gene Ontology annotation, molecular function: G protein-coupled receptor activity; carbohydrate binding.